Messenger RNA from Nilaparvata lugens (brown planthopper), 2841 nucleotides. Its product is annotated as DNA cross-link repair protein SNM1-like. The coding region runs from base 233 to 2554 and encodes 773 amino acids. The record is from RefSeq and is a predicted model, not a curated record. Gene Ontology annotation, molecular function: 5'-3' DNA exonuclease activity; damaged DNA binding. The transcript is spliced from 10 exons. Gene Ontology annotation, biological process: double-strand break repair via nonhomologous end joining; protection from non-homologous end joining at telomere; interstrand cross-link repair. NCBI's taxonomy places the organism in Eukaryota, Metazoa, Arthropoda, Insecta, Hemiptera, Delphacidae.
GUUAAACAAACCUAACUAACUUACAAAUUAACCGCUCUGCAAACCGCAAUCUUCUGUAUUUUAAUUUGUUCAGUGUUUUCUUUACUUUUCAUUGUUUGAUUGAAGAAAACGCAUCAACAAGUCAAUCUUUUUUAAUAAGAAUCAAUUCAAUAUUACAUUUUUUUUAAAUUAGGACAGUUGAAGUUAUAGUGCUGUGCAAUUUAAAAAUGAACAGAUAUUGUUUGGAUCCAAGAUGAUAUCAAGGCUUGAUCAGAACAACUCUUCCAGUUCAAACUUUUGCCCACUCUGUCAAGCGCCCCUCCAGCGAUUGAAAGUCAGUUCAGCGUUCCAUAUUUCUAAUUGCUCAGUCUCCUGGGACUCCCUAGAUGAAUGUCCUGCUGGAAUUGAGUGUUCUAACGACAGUAUAUUCCAUUAUCGAGAUUUCUCCCACUCAGUAAUAGCGAGCUACCGCUGCUCCAAUCUCUACGUUGAAGAAAAAACUGAGCACUCACCCGAAAAACAGAAGAAAACCCCAGUGUCUUCCAAAUCGCCCAAAAAAAGUCCGAAGCAUCCGCCUAAAAAGAGAAAACCCAAAGCUUCAAAACAACCGACUGUGAAAAAUUGUGAUAAUGAAACAGUAUUAGAAGUUAGUGAUGAAGAAGAGGACCUAGAUAUCUUCAAGCCAAAGAAAAAUGCUCGCAACAAUCUUGUUUCGAAACGAAAACUGUACAAAUCUAAUUCGGAUCUCCCCGUAGAGAUCUGUAACAAAAAUAAGAAAGUCCGUGCUGAAAAAAUUGUGAGCGACGAAGUUUCAAUUACUAGCAAUUCAAAGCGAAAUACAGAAUCUAUCGAAAAAGACAGCAGGCUGUCACAAUAUUGUAACGAUUCAACGCUCUGUGAUAAAGACCCGAAACCUCUCAAAAUUACGAUGGAACGAGAUUUACAUUUAGAUUCAUGUGUUAAAAUAGAAACUCCACUUCACAAUAUACAGUCUGAAGAUGAAUCUGGUAGUGGAAAGAGUAGCAGCUCAGAUGGUCAACAUAUCUCCAAGCAAAUCAUAAAUCAGGAGAAAUCUCAAACAAGCAAAUGUGAAGACUCAAAUCUACCAUCAACCGAGAUUGAUUUGCAAUUGGAUGAUUUGAAAUUUGAAGAUGAGUUGUCUAUAGAAUCAUCUUCGAAGAACUCGGCGGAUAGUGAGCCUAGUAGCACAAUACAAGAAACCCUGUUAUCGAGUGAAGAUGUUAAAAAAGUGAAAAAUCCAAACGAAAAUGACAAAACAAAACGAUCAACUGAUCAUCCGAAAUUCGAUUUUUUCGCCCCUAAAAAACCUGGAUUACCUGAUAAACGCUCAAAACCCAAAAAGGUUGAUAUAACCUACAGUAAUGUGAAGACUGUCAUACCAGGAUCUAGUGAUGAACCAAGUGUGGGGCCUGUAAAGUCUGAGAAAACUGACAACAGGGCAACUGGCAACUCGUGGCGGAAGUUUGGAUCUAAAUCAAAUGUUCCAAAAGUUUGUCCCUUCUACAAACGAAUUCCAGAUACAAACUUUGUGGUUGAUGCAUUUCAAUACGGAUCAAUCCCUGGAGUACAAGCCUAUUUUCUAAGUCAUUUCCACAGUGACCAUUAUAUUGGCCUCAGAAAAGGCUUCUCGCAUCCUAUUUAUUGCAGUAAAAUUACUGCAAACUUAGUCAAGAUGAAACUGGGUGUAAACGAGAGGUACAUAAAUGUUAUCAACUUGAAUGAACGCACUGUAGUGAACGGCGUUGAAGUGGUCGCUUUAGAUGCCAACCAUUGUCCCGGAUCAGUGAUGCUAUUAUUCCAGCUGCGGACUGGCCAGAACUAUUUACAUGUGGGAGAUUUCAGAGCCAACACUGAAAUGGAAUCGUAUCCCGAGUUGAAGCAACUGCGAAUACAUAAGCUGUUUCUUGAUACCACGUACUGUAAACCGGCAUACACAUUUCCAUCUCAACAAAGUGUGAUUGAUGACGUAUUAAAAAUUGUGAAAACCGAAUUCAUGAUGAAUCCGAGGACGCUGAUAGUUGUAGGCUCAUACCUAAUAGGCAAGGAGAAAGUAUUCAUGGCAAUCGCAGAAGAAUUCGAUUGCCGCAUAUGGGCCGAGCCGAGUAAACUGAAGAUAUUCGAUUGCAUCGAAAGCAAGGAGCUGAAAAAACGCGUGACGUCAGAAGCCAGUCUGGCUCAGGUGCACGUGGUCUCCAUGGCUCAUUUGGAGAUUCACAAGCUGAAGGAUUAUCUUCGACCGUUCAUGAAGGUGUUCUCUAGAGUUGUCGCUUUCAGGCCGACUGGUUGGUGUCAUAAUAGUGGCAGUUCGUCGUCUGGCAGUUCGUCGUUUAAGCGACUAGAGUACGAGAACGUCGUGCUUUACGAGGUGCCUUACAGCGAACAUUCGAGCUACACGGAGUUGCAGAGGUUUGUACAGUUUACGAAACCGGAUAGCAUUGUUCCCACGGUCAACGUUAAUGAGAGCAGUUUGAAGGAAAUGAACAAGCAUUUCAAGAGUUGGCUGAAUGAGACGAGUCAGUCUAGUAUAUUGGAUUUCGUGAAGGGAGCUCGAUGAUAAGAUGCAAAUCCUUAAAGAAUGCAGGCAUCCAAGCUGCAAACUUAUCUGCCUCUUUUUACCAUAGAGAAAUUAUAGCAUAAAAAGAUAUCACAUGGUAUAGGUUGUUUAUGUUUCAAGUCUCAUGCCGAUUUUUGUUGACUGAAGCCGAUUACUGUCGACUACUGUCUAAUCUAUUGGGCUUUUUGUGUAGUUAAGAAGUUGAUAUUGUGGUAAUUAUUCAUAUUGAAUGAAAAAUUGUCAAAAAACCACAGAUUUAUUGAUACUUAGAAAGACCUGUUUCGGUU